Drosophila virilis is the source of this 2355-nucleotide messenger RNA. Its product is annotated as asparagine synthetase domain-containing protein CG17486. Gene Ontology annotation, molecular function: asparagine synthase (glutamine-hydrolyzing) activity. The record is from RefSeq and is a predicted model, not a curated record. NCBI's taxonomy places the organism in Eukaryota, Metazoa, Arthropoda, Insecta, Diptera, Drosophilidae.
UUCAUCGUUUCAAAAUGGCGAAAUGCCGAAAAGCAAAAACACAAAAUGGCGCAAAACGAAAAUUACUCAAAUGGUGCUGGCAAUAACAGUCGCUCAAUUGAACUGAUUCCGAAGCGCACGCACAUGCCAAUGUUUACAUUUUAAAUUUGUAAUGUGCGGCAUAUAUUGUGGAAUAAGCCGUAAUAAUGAUGAUGCCAGUUGUCAUAUGCACAGCGCCUUGGAGACGCUACUACACAAUCGCGGACCCGACCUAAAAGACAAGCUCAUUGUGGACAAUGUGCUGCUGGCCGGCAACGUUCUGUGGCAACAGGGCGCCGCGCCCCAAAAGCAGCCCCUGGUCAAGGCGGAUCUGGUGCUGCUCUUCAACGGGGACUUGUACAAUCUAAAUGAAAAGAAGCCCGCAGCCCAGGCAGACAGCGCCUGGCUGCUGGAACAGCUAAUCAACUGCAAGAGCAGCGACGAUGCCCAGCUGUUGGCGCUGCUGCAGCAGCUCGAGGGACCCUACUGCCUGAUCCUGUACAACAGACGUGACCAGGUUCUGUACUUUGGCCGCGACGCACUGGGCAGAAAUUCGCUGAUCGUCGAACGGCACACGCAUUGCCUCAAGCUGAUGAGCACCUCGUGCCACGUGGAGCAGCAGGCGCCGGCUGCCUCAAUGGAGCUGCCGCCACUGGGCCUGUACAAGCUGCAUGUGGCGGAGCUCGACAAGUGCACAUUGUAUCCCUGGCAGCAGCUUAACAAGGACACAGAGCAGCAGCUGGCAAUGCUGGACGCUGCCAUGCACUGGAGCACAAGCCUGGAGCGGCCCAUAGCGCCGGCUUGGCUGCUCGACACAACGCAAACGGUGGCCAGCUACGAUCUAUACGAGCUGGCCGCCGCCAACACAGUGCAGCUGGAACCGGAGGCGCUCUACACACAUCUGCUGGACCAUGCGCCUGUGCAGCAGACGAUACGCCAAUUGGAUGAACUGCUGCAGCAAUCGGUGGCAGCACGUGUGCUGCAUACGGCGCCAGUUUGUCGCAGAUGUGCCACAGCUGGCAGCUGUGCUCAUGCCAAAAUCUCUAUACUAUUCUCGGGCGGCAUUGACUGCAGCAUAUUGGCGCUGCUGGCCGACAAAUAUGUGCCGCAAACGGAGCCCAUCGAGCUCAUCAAUGUGGCCUUUGAGCGGCUGACGGCAACAGCAGCCCCGUUGGCUCAGCAGCCGGAGAGCAAAUGGAAUGUGCCGGAUCGCCAGACCUCGCUACAAACGCUGGACGAACUGCAGCGGCUGUGCCCGCAGCGCAACUGGCAGCUGUUGCAGGUGAAUGUCAGCCGACGCAAGCUGCAACAACAGCUGAGCACACACAUCCGGCAGCUGAUCUAUCCGCUGCAAACGGUGCUGGACGAGUGCCUCGGCUGUGCCUUUUGGUUUGCCGCCGCCGCGCCCCAAUCAACGGCACGCGUUGCACUGUUGGGCAGCGGCGCCGAUGAGCUCUUUGGCGGCUAUACGCGGCAUCGCAAUGCCUGGCGGCGUGCCGGCAGCGCAUGCCCAGCCGUGCGUCAGCUGGCCGUGCGCCAGGAGCUGGACAUGGACUGGCAGCGCAUACCGGCACGCAAUCUGGCGCGCGACGAUCGCAUCAUUGCGGACAGCGGCAAGACGGCGCGCGCUCCCUUCAUCGAGGAGCAUCUGGCCAGUUUUGUGCGCUCCCUGGCGCCACAGCAGCGCUGCUGUUAUAGUCUGCCCGAGGGCGUGGGCGAUAAGCUGCUGUUGCGCCUGUACGGUCACAGUCUGGGGCUGCGCGAGGCGGUGCUGCUCAAGAAACGGGCCAUACAGUUCGGCUCUCGGAUUGCCGACAAGCGGCAGCAGGCGGCACAGCAAUCGGACUAUUUGCGCUUCGAGUCCUUGCAACUGAAUUAAUGUACAUAGAGUUAAGAACUGAAUGCCAUCCAUGAGAAAUUCGUUUUUAAAAUACAUUUUAUUAGAAUGCCAUUUACAAAUCACAAACUGUGUCAACUAACUUACAUAACUAGCACUUAAAUCCGUUUUAAAGCUGUUCUCAAGCAAUAUUCGUUGCAUUCUGAUUGGUUACGAUUGCAUAUAAAAAUGUUAACUGCCCGCUAAAUUUGUUUUGUAUAUCAUUUAAAUGGGCUGGCUAUUCAAACGCUAAGGGCACUCGGCAUAAAGCUACUUGUAAACAUUUGUCAUGCAUGUUAUAAAUCUUGUUGUAUUGCUUAUGUUAACUUGAUGACAUAACUGUUACUGUUGUGCCUGUUAAACUUUACAUGAUUGAUAACUGUUACCCGUAUGUUAUGACAUUUAGUUGCUAAAUGUGUUCGUGUGUUCGUUCUACUUGCGCACAGGCUUCACUGUACACA